AAUAAAAUGUCCACAAACAAGGAACCAUGCUUUGGUUACAAUUUCCUUCGAGCCCUUUGUCAGAGCUCGUGGGAGCUGGUCACUGCUUCCAGACAGAAGAUAGGGCUGCUCCUGUCCAUUAUUACCCUGACACUGAGCGGAGGGACGGUGGUAGGGAUGGCAUUCGAUAGGGACCUCAGACCCCUACAGAAAUACAAUAAAGAAUCUUGUGCUCUGCAGGCCUCCUUUGGGUUAAUUAGUGUGGGCUCUGGGAUUCAGUUUCUUCUGAUUCUGUAUCUGCUGUACGAGUUCUUCAGAACGAGGCUUAGCAAGACACGUGUAGAUGACUACCACAUCAACGUGUCUGCUAAUUUUUUAUCCUUGCUCGCCUUGACUGUCGGUAUGACGAUGUACGUGGCACUACUGACGUCUACUAUGGAUUUUUGGUACUAUUUUUUGGGUUGGGACAGCGUGGCCUUCGCCUUAAUUAACACGUUCCUCUGGUUCGUGACAGAGUACUACCAUCGCCAUGCCGAGAGAUACUUAACCUACAGAGAAAUGAAGGACGAUGUUUCUUACCCGUCUAGUAGCGAGGAGGAUGAAAGCUAAAUGUUUCACCGUGCUAUUUCAGUUACAUAUUUGCA
Molecule: messenger RNA, 623 nt
Organism: Saccostrea echinata
Lineage: Eukaryota; Metazoa; Mollusca; Bivalvia; Ostreida; Ostreidae
Exons: 3
Coding region: 7-588 (193 amino acids)
Source: RefSeq, a predicted model, not a curated record